Varanus komodoensis (Komodo dragon) is the source of this 3080-nucleotide messenger RNA. It is a transcript of the gene MED25, whose product is annotated as mediator complex subunit 25. Lineage: Eukaryota; Metazoa; Chordata; Lepidosauria; Squamata; Varanidae. The transcript has 21 exons. The record is from RefSeq and is a predicted model, not a curated record. Gene Ontology annotation, cellular component: transcription regulator complex; mediator complex. Gene Ontology annotation, biological process: positive regulation of transcription by RNA polymerase II. Bases 205 to 2532 code for a protein of 775 amino acids.
GAAGGGGAUCAUUUCCGGUGGCCGGGGAGCUGGCGAGGCCGAGAAGCCGGAUGUCAGCGUUGGGUGGGCAGAAGGUAGAUUGGAUGAUUUUCAAUAGAUCACCAAGAGAGCUUGUUUUCCAAUUAUUCAGCAACAGCAACUCCAUAAAUAUGCCUCCCUUCUGCUGAAGCAGAAGCCACACUUUAUUGUGAGUAGCUGAAGGAGAUGGUGGUGCCAACGCUGGACAUGCCUGCACAGCCCAUGGGGAUGGUUGCUGAUGUGGUCUUCGUCAUUGAGGGCACUGCCAAUCUUGGACCCUAUUUCGAGUCCCUGCGCAAGCAUUACCUUCUUCCUGCCAUUGAGUAUUUCAAUGGUGGUCCCCCAGCUGAAACAGACUUUGGAGGAGAUUAUGGCGGUACCCAGUACAGCCUGGUUGUGUUCAACACAGUGGACUGUGCUCCUGAGUCAUACGUGCAGUGCCAUGCACCAACUAGCAGCGCUUACGAGUUUGUAACAUGGCUUGACAGCAUUCAGUUUGUGGGUGGUGGUGGUGAGAGCUGCAGUCUCAUCUCAGAAGGGCUCAGCACUGCUCUGCAACUCUUUGAUGACUUCAAGAAAAUGAGAGAGCAAAUAGGCCCCACACAUAAAGUUUGCAUUCUUAUCUGCAACUCCCCACCCUACCUGCUACCUGCAGUGGAAAGCACAACAUACUCUGGCUAUACAACAGAGAACCUGGUGCAGAAGAUUGGUGAGCGUGGGAUCCACUUUUCUAUUAUCUCCCCACGGAAGCUGCCAGCUCUGCGCAUUCUGUUUGAAAAAGCUGUGACAGCAGGCAUGAUGGAGGCUCAGCUCAAGGACUACAGCCAGGACCCCCGGCAUAUGAUCCUCAUUCGUGGCAUGGUGCUUCCAGUUGGAGGAGGGGCUGCCACAAAUGCCCUGCAGUCCAAGCAGACUGUGCCCCAGCCCCAGCCCCCCACGGUGCCACCCCAGCUCCCUGCUGCCCCGCCACAGACCCUGCCACCAGUUUCUCAGCCAUACCAGGUGACACCAUCCACAACUCUCACUGCCGCCCAGGCAGCUGCUCAGUCAGCUGUGGAGGCUGCCAAGAACCAAAAAGCUGGCCUGAGCACCCGCUUCACCUCCCUGAACCCCAUGCAGCCAGCCUUUAGCCAAGCUCCUGCACAGACACUCCCAGCAGGCUCAGUUCCAGCCCUGCCUCAAAAGCUCCCUGCCUCUUCACAGUCCAGUCUGGUCUCCACAGUAACCACGGGCUCUAGCCUGCUUGUCCAGCCCCCCGUGCAAGCUCCACCGCAGUCCGGCGCCUCAGCCAUGGUACAUUCCACAGUCGUGCCUCCCAGCAGCAUGACGGUGAGCCAGCCGGCUCAAGCGCAAAUUGGAGCAACUCAGCAGUCAGUCACAAACAAGGUGAUGGCGUGGAGUGGCGUGCUGGAAUGGCAGGAGAAGCCCAAGCCAGCUUCUGUGGAUUCCAACACCAAGCUCACACGUUCCUUGCCCUGUCAAGUGUACGUCAACCAAGGGGAGAACUUGAAGGCUGAACAGUGGCCCCAGAAGCUCAUCAUGCAGCUGAUCCCCCAGCAGCUCUUGACAACGCUCGGGCACCUGUUUCGCAACUCACGCAUGGUUCAAUUCCACUUCACCAACAAGGAUCUGGAAUCGCUGAAAGGGCUCUACCGCAUCAUGGGCAAUGGAUUUGCAGGCUGCGUUCAUUUCCCUCACACAACUCCCUGUGAGGUGCGAGUGUUGAUGCUGCUGUAUUCUUCCAAGAAGAAAAUCUUCAUGGGGCUCAUUCCUUAUGACCAGAGUGGCUUUGUCAAUGGCAUUCGCCAGGUCAUCACCAACCACAAGCAAGUCCAGCAGCAGAAGCACAUGGGAGGGUCCCAGCCCUUGGGGUCUGCACCCAACCCGCAGCCCUUCCUGGCAAAGCAGCCUGGAACAUUGCCAGUGACUCAGGGGGUCCAGCAGCAGAUGGGUAACCAACAGGUGAGCCCUGGCAUGCCUCAGGUGGGGAUUAUGGAAGAACAACAACGUCAACAGGGGCUGUUGCAGCUCCGAGUGCAGCAGCCUCAGCCAGCUGCCCCACCCACAAGCCAGCCUCCACAAGCCUCAGGUCCCCCUCAGGCUGGGCCACAGGCCACACAAGGGGGUGCCAUGCUUAGGCCCCAAAAUCCAGGCGCCAAUCCUCAGCUCCGUAGUCUCCUCCUGAGCCAGCAAACGCCCCAACCUGGAGUUCCUCAGUCCCAACAGCCUCUCCACCACCUCCAACAAGGUUCUCCAGGAAUGUUACCACACCAGCCUAUGGGACAGGCUAUGGGCCAUCAGCCUCCUGGACAGCAGCAGCUCCAGCUCCCUGGGCAGUCUCUCAUGCAUCAAGCGCCUGGACAGCAGUGGCCAGCCCAGAUGGCACCACGGGCACCUUUGCAAGGUCAGAUGCUGAUGAAUGCUGGUCCCAGGGGGCCUGUAUCUCAGCCAGGCCUGCAGCAGGUUCCAGCCCCCAGCAUCAUGGAGGACGACAUCCUCAGGGACCUCAUCUGAUGACGGAGGAGAAUCCAACUUCAGCCUCACCCAGGGCUGAGUUUGUUUCUGUAUGGGGGAGUUCCUUCCCUUCUGGAGAACGUUACUAUUCCUUUCUCUUGUGUAUAAUAUCCUCACCUCCACCCCUCUUCCUUCACAUCUGUUUUUUGCUGAGUUUCCUGCCUCAUAAAAACUGCAAGCUACUCAGCCAGCUCCUCCACCCCUCUGCCACCAUUUCAGAAGUUCCACUUGGCUCUGUUGCACCUGACACAAAUGGGUAAUGAACCCAGGAAACCUGAGCCAUCGCCUCAUCCCAACAAUUUCCAAACUUGACCUUUCACAACAUUCAGGAGGAUGGAGAGCUGAGAAUUUGGGGCUGCCACUGAAUAAGGAGGCGGACUUCUGUGAGUUUGGUGAAGGAUUUGUGACUCGGAAUUCUUGCAUUCUCAAAUGGAGAAGUGAGCUUUGAUGAGUUAUGAGCUUUCGGAUGGGGAUGGGUAGGCGAUCUAGCAAAGGGGACCUGCUUUGUUCUCCUUCACGGUUAAAAAUCUCUCAAAUCCUGUCCUGAA